AUGGCGUCCCUGCUGAUCCAGCCCCGACAUAGUCGACAGAAGAAGUCCCUACGCGAGCAGAGUCGAGAAAAACCACCGGAGAUUGUGUUUCAUAGCUUAAAGACCCGACAGCUAUGGAGGAAAGCGAGUGUUUUCAGGAAAGGCGACCAGGAUGAGGUUGACGAUACAGAAAACCUCAAAAACCUCGAGAAACGCAACCCAUCCGCGAGGAGCCGGGUCGCAGCCAUACAGCGCCCACCAACCAUCACGAAGAUGAUGUUGGAGAUCGACCGGUUAUGGGAAACCAGCAGAUUACUUAUGAAAAAGGAAGGGGCUAUGACGGAGGACGACAUUGAGAAACUACGGCGGAUCAUCAAGGAGGCAGUGGACCUCAGCAGUCGGAUACGCAUGCUCAUAAGGGAAAAGGAUGUGUACACGGAUGAAGACGUGUUAAGCCACGCUAAAGACAUCAACAGCCUCCAACUGUUUCUGCAUACCGUCGUGGAGAUUUGGACCAAGGUUGAGGACGUACUCAAAGAAAAGUACGGUCACCGGGUGAUGGGCGAGAUGAUGGAGCUAGGUACUGACAUUGCUUCUGUGUUUGGCGAGGUCAUGUCCAUAUUCCUUCAAAGGUUUGGUCUCAACAUAGUCCCCCUUAUGAGGCCCGUCCAUGGAUUAUUCUACAGCAUCAGCAUUCACUGUCGGUACCACUGCCCGGGCCUCGGCGAGGAAGACGUGAAUGAAAUGAAGUCUAUCUACAACAGUUUCCUAACAGCCAUGCUGAACCUCAUGAAGAGCACCAAAGUUCUACUUAAGAGACUUAAGUUCGAUUCGGAGACAAUAUCUACCAGACGGCGGACCGUACAGACCAGCAUUUCUUCUACCAUCGACCUGAUGCACGCCAUGGUUAAGGAUGGGCGACUAUGUGACUACGAGGAAUAUGUGGACACCAUUGAAAAGAUAGGCAGCCUGUGUACAGAUAUCUUCUUCGUCAUAGGAAAAACCUCAAGUAUCGUUGAGCUUCUAGAGCUCGGCGAGAGCGUGAUCGCCACGGAGCCCACUGACGUAUUAGGCGAAGUUGCACACAGUGACGUUAGCAGGUGCCCGAUAGAGAAACGCCCUCUCGUGCUUUCCGGUCUUGAACUGGAUGAGGGAUCUUCCUUCGUAUCAGAUGUAUUUAUGCAGAGCGGGGCUACAUUCAACCCCUCGCAAAAAGUUACGAUACGCAUGCCGUUCUCCGGAGCGUUGUUCCCGUCCGGUGCGAUGAUCAAGAUCAAGUUGAAGAUUGGUGAAGAGUGGUACGAUACGCCCGGAAUACGAGUGCUUGGAAAGCCCGCCAACGAGUGUGACCUUCCAGAGGGCGUGGCCAAGGUAAACAUGAAGUCCGCGAAAGGCCAGAAGAAAGUGAAGCCCGCUCCUCCGCAGGAGGACAUGAUUGAAUUUUCCGCCAAGUUCCACACCGCGUUUGUGGCCACGCUUGAAUACAUGUCACAGAUCCGAGAGAUCGUCCCAGCAGGAACCACGUACAUUUGUCCAGAGGAUGACCGAAUACGCGUCAGCUUCCCGGAGGACUGCUUGGCACAUCCUUCACAUAUGGGAUUUAAGUUGAUCCAGCUAAACCGCCAAAGGAUGUUUGACUACAAGGAGCAGUGUCCCACUCUGUGCCGGAAUAUCUUGGCGAUGUCGGACAUACUUAAAGUAUAUCACGACGAGGACAUCAUAUUGCAGCAACCCGUAAUGCUGCAUAUGCCAAUACCCAACGAUAUAGACGACUGUGAGUCUGAGCUCGUGAUAUUCCGGUCACGUGACGAUGGGGAACUGGAGCUUAUCCCGAAAAAGACUGCCAUGUUGUGUCCCUCCACACAGAAUUGCUACACCUUUCAGAUACAGAGUUUCAGUGGGAUCGCGAUAGGCAAAGUCAAAAAGAAGAAUCUUCGCAAGAACCGUGCUGCCGUUAUCGAGGAGUACGAAAUCUACAUCGAGGAUGCGUUUGUAUGUAACAUUCUCACCUUCAUGGAUAAGGGACUUCUUCAUGUAGGAUUGGUCAAAGUCUUCGUUGAAAUUGUUGAGCGGCGCUUUGUGAAAAAGGCCCUUAGGCGGCGCGCUAAGGAAGGAUUGUUUGAAGUCCCGGGAAGUCGGUCGCCGAAUAUCAAACUGAGGAAUGAGGAUAUUGUCUGUAUCGAAAUGGAAGGAAAUAUUCAGAGGAUGAAAGAAAUUCCGCUGGAGAACUAUUUUAUUGUGUUUCUGAGUAGUGCCCGAGACAAUUAUCGGUCGUUUCCGGUGGAGCCACGGAAAGAUCCGGAGAACAGAGCUUAUGGCCUGUUAAACUUCUACAAAGACAACGAAGAGGAACAGCAAUUCCUUCACAGCUCUCACAUUGACGCCAACAAGUACAUGCUGGGUGUCCUUGACCGAGCCAAGACCCACCAUGGCGGGAGGGACCGAGGUCCCGGUGUAAUGUCCCCCCGAUCUCUCGGCGGUUCAUGGACCACCUCGCGGCCCGCCACUACUUCCGCAAAAGAGUCUCGCAGCUUCAGGGCUAUAUUUGAUUCCGUGCCGGUGUUAAGCCAUCAGUCCAUGUUGGUGUUAUGUACGUACAUAAAGACGGACACCGUGCAGAAUGUGGCAUAUGAGCUCAAUGUCCCCUACGACCAUGUGCUACAGACGAAACUGUCAGGCCAGCCGUCUGUGAUGAUCAACUUCAACAUCCUGUGGCACUGGAGAGGCGACAAGGGGAGUCGCCACAAGGUACAGGAGCUUAUUGAUGCCUUCCGCCUUUGUGGGCAGGCGCAUAUCGCACAGAAAAUCAUGGACGCCGGGAACGCCAAGCGUCCAUUGACCAGGGACGACUUCAUGUGA
Messenger RNA from Mya arenaria, 2838 nucleotides. RefSeq lists its product as uncharacterized. The coding region runs from base 1 to 2838 and encodes 945 amino acids. The record is from RefSeq and is a predicted model, not a curated record. The transcript has 20 exons. NCBI's taxonomy places the organism in Eukaryota, Metazoa, Mollusca, Bivalvia, Myida, Myidae.